AUGUGCAGCAACCCCACCGCUAAUGAGCAAAUAUACCCGUCUCAAGCAGCCGGCGAUGCUCCAUUCUCGGUAACAGAGGAGAAGCUCCGCGCCGCCAUCCACGUACCGGACGACUUUGAGUACGGACGAAACGGAAAGAUACCAGUUGUGCUCGUCUCAGGCAUAGCAGUCCUAGCGGGAAUGACCUACUAUUAUAAUUUCCGAAAACUGGGCAACGAAACCGCCGUCGACGUGGUCAACGCCGAGUACGUCGCCUACUCGAUCAACUACAUCGCCACACAGACCGGCAAAUCCGUUGCCGUGAUCUCCUGGUCGCAGGGCGGCCUCGACACACAAUGGGCACUGAAUACUGGCUCUCGACGUGACCCGUCGUCCAAGACUUCAUCGCCAUCGGCCCCGACUUCCACGGUUCCGAACCGUAUACGUCCCUUGCUCUGCCUCACGCUCGGUCUGCCUGCCUGCACCCCAUCCGUCUGGCAAAAAAACUACACGUCAACAUUCAUCGAGACCUUCCGCAACGACGACGGCGACUCCGCCUACGUGCCGACAACCACGAUCUACUCAACCCCUGACGAGAUCGUUCAGCCGCAGUCCGGGCCCAACGCGUCGGUUCGACUCCACGAUGUGCGGGGCGCCGGCGUCACGAACGCACACCUCCAAAGCGUCCGUACAGGCCAGCCAGCCGACGGGUUUUAUUCGCAUGAAGGUGUUCUGUAUAACCCCCUUGCAUGGGCGCUGGCUGUUGACGCCAUCGUGCAUGCGGGACCCGCCAGCAUCGCGCGGGUCGAUCGCAGCGUGUGCGAGCAAGUGUUGCCGCCGACAUUGGAUCUGACGGAUCUGUUUAGGACGGAGGGCUUUUUGUUCAUCGCGGUCGCGGAGUUGCUAGCAUACGAGCCACAUAUGACGGCGGAGCCAGCCGUUGCGGGCUACGCGUCUGCUUCAUCUGCUUGA
Messenger RNA from Penicillium argentinense, 951 nucleotides. Its product is annotated as putative lipase. The record is from RefSeq and is a predicted model, not a curated record. The transcript has 3 exons. Lineage: Eukaryota; Fungi; Ascomycota; Eurotiomycetes; Eurotiales; Aspergillaceae. Bases 1 to 951 code for a protein of 316 amino acids.